Messenger RNA from Nerophis lumbriciformis (worm pipefish), 1671 nucleotides. NCBI's taxonomy places the organism in Eukaryota, Metazoa, Chordata, Actinopteri, Syngnathiformes, Syngnathidae. The record is from RefSeq and is a predicted model, not a curated record.
AUGGCAAGAGCUACAAGUCAGCUGUAUGAUGUCGUGCCCAUUCAGCCCAGCGUUGUCAUUUGUUCCCGCUCGCAUCCAUCAAUGGUAAGGAACCACCCCGACUUGAGCAGCAGCCACUGUCCCGGCAUGGAGGGCUCGCCCUCAGAGCCCCGCGCUGUGGGACCGUCCGCCGGCGGUCAGGGCUCCAGCUUUCGCGCCCAGAAGGUGGUGCAGGCGCCUCAGCCUCGCAAGAAGAAACCAGAGGACUUCAAGUUCGGCAAAAUUCUGGGAGAGGGCUCCUUCUCGACGGUUGUCCUGGCAAGAGAGCAGGUAACUGGCAAAGAAUAUGCAAUUAAAAUAUUAGAGAAGCGGCACAUCAUGAAGCAGAACAAAGCCCAGUAUGUGAAACGGGAAAGGGACUUGAUGUCCAAUCUCGAGCACCCGUUCUUCGUCAAGCUCUUCUUCACAUUUCAAGACGACGAGAAGUUGUAUUUUGGUCUCAGCUACGCAAAAAAUGGGGAACUCCUAAAAUACAUUCGUAAAAUCGGUUCUUUUGAUGAGACCUGCACUAGAUUCUAUUCAGCGGAAAUUGUUAGCGCUCUAGAAUAUUUGCACAAUAAGGGAAUUAUCCAUAGAGAUCUGAAACCAGAGAAUAUUCUAUUGAGCGAAGAGAUGCACAUCCAGAUAACAGAUUUCGGGACAGCGAAACAGUUGUCAUCGGACAGCAAGCAAGCACGAGCGAACUCCUUUGUGGGAACAGCACAGUAUGUUUCUCCAGAGUUGCUAACAGAGAAAUCAGCCUGCAAAAGCUCUGACCUUUGGGCAUUAGGAUGUAUUAUCUACCAAUUGGUGGCUGGUCUACCACCUUUCAGAGCUGGAAACGAGUACUUAAUAUUCCAGAAGAUAAUAAAGCUGGAGUAUGAAUUCCCAGAGAAAUUCUUCCCCAGAGCCAAGGAUCUUGUCAAACAGCUUUUGUCACUGGACCCCUCGAAUCGGAUCGGGUGUGAAGAAAUGGGUGGGUACAACCCUUUGAAACAACACCCUUUCUUCGAUACCAUAUCGUGGAGCGACCUGCACAUUCAGACGCCCCCUAAACUCACCCCUUACCUGCCCGCCAUGUCGGAGGAUGACGAGGACUGCUACGGAAAUUACGACGACCUCCUGAGCCAGUUCAGCAACAUGCAGGUGGCCCAGUCCAGCUCGUCACACUCCCUGUCGCCGCAUGAGUCGACGCCGCCGCAACGGUCAAGCAGCAACAUCGAGCAGUACAUCCACGAUCUGGACAACAACUCCUUCGAGCUGGACUUGCAGUUCACCGAUGAGGAGAAGCUCCUGCUGCUGGACAAACAAACCUCUGGAAAUCCGUGGCACCAGUUUGUGGAAAACAACCUGAUUUUAAAAAUGGGUCCAGUGGACAAACGAAAGGGUCUAUUUGCCCGACGGAGACAGCUGCUCCUCACCGAAGGUCCACACCUGUACUAUGUGGAUCCUGUCAACAAGGUCCUGAAAGGAGAAAUCCCUUGGUCGCUAGAAUUACGCCCCGAGGCCAAGAACUUCAAAACCUUCUUUGUUCACACGCCUAACCGAACAUACUAUUUGAUGGACCCUAGCGGAAACGCCGACAGAUGGUGCAAGAAGAUCCAGGAAGUGUGGCGAAAGAUCUAUCAAAGACACCAAAACCCUGGCCUAUAG